Molecule: messenger RNA, 1752 nt
Organism: Aspergillus clavatus NRRL 1
Lineage: Eukaryota; Fungi; Ascomycota; Eurotiomycetes; Eurotiales; Aspergillaceae
Gene: sit1
Product: putative siderochrome-iron transporter Sit1
Exons: 10
Coding region: 1-1752 (583 amino acids)
Biological process (GO): intracellular iron ion homeostasis; transmembrane transport
Cellular component (GO): endosome; vacuolar membrane
Molecular function (GO): siderophore-iron transmembrane transporter activity
Source: RefSeq, a predicted model, not a curated record
AUGGCGACGCCGAUGCCUGCCGACAAGCAAGUCCCGAACGCCGUGGAAUCAACCGUCCCGCAAACUUCCCUCAAGGGAUUCGCGGACAGUGAUGUCGAUAGUCCCGGUGUCAGGCGGAUCGAGGUGAUCUCAUCGCAAUUCACCUUAGUUCAUCGGGUUUUUCUCUUUCUCAGUGUGUUCCUGGUGGCCUACGUCUACGGUCUGGAUGGUCAGAUUCGGUAUAUUUAUCAGGCUCAAGCAACCGCCAGUUACGACUCGCACAGUCUGUUGGCUGCUAUCAAUGUCUUGCGGGCGGUCAUCGCCGCCGCUGCCCAGCCUACCGCGGCGAAAAUCGCCGAUGUCGUUGGACGAAUCGAGUUGAUCCUCCUGUCGGUGACCUUCUAUACCGUGGGGACGAUUGUCGAGGCGGCCGCCGACAAUGUUGAGUCGUUCUGCGCCGGAGCUGUCCUUUACCAGAUCGGAUAUACUUUGAUUAUUCUGUUGCUGGAGGUCUUGAUCGCCGACGUGACCUCCACUCGCUCUCGUCUGCUCUUCUCAUAUGUUCCCGCUCUCCCGUUCCUGAUCAACACCUGGGUUAGCGGCAACGUUACCUCCUCCGUGCUCGGGGCCACCACCUGGAGAUGGGGUAUUGGCAUGUUCGCCAUCAUCUAUCCCGUCUGCACCAUUCCCUUGAUCAUCACUCUCUUCGUCGGGCACUACAAGGCCAAGAAAUCGCACCCGGACGCAUACAAGACCUCUCGGACGAGAUUAGGAUAUGCCCAGCUCGCGCGGGACUUGUUCUGGCAACUUGACGUCGUGGGCAUCUUGCUUCUGAUCGCCUUUUUGGCGCUGAUCCUGGUCCCGUUCACGAUCGCCGGAGGCAUCACGGCCCAGUGGAAGACGGCCAAGAUCAUCGCUCCGCUUGUGAUCGGUGUGCUGUGUGUUCCUGCCUGGAUUUACUGGGAGCGUACCUGCAAGCAUCCCAUGGUUCCAUUCAGGUUACUGCAAGACCGCGCUGUCUGGGCUGCGUUGGGAAUCGCCGUCAUGCUCAACACAGCCUGGACUUUGCAGGGCGACUAUCUCUAUACCGUCCUGGUCGUCAGUUUCGAUGAGACGACCCUCAGUGCUACGCGCAUCACCUCUCUAUACAGCUUCACUUCCGUGAUCACAGGAUGUCUCCUCGGGUUCGUGAUCCUGAAAGUGCGCCGGCUCAAGCCGUUUAUUGUCGCCGGUACCUGUAUCUUCAUGGCGGCCUUUGGCAUCCUCAUCCAUUUCCGCGGAGGAACCGAAGGAUCGAGUCACUCUGGGAUCAUCGGCGGCCAGAUUCUUCUCGGCAUUGCGGGCGGUUUGUUCCCUUACCCAGCACAGGCCAGCAUCCAGGCUGCUGCAAAGCAUGAACACCUGGCCGUCAUCACGGGCAUCUACCUCGCCUGCUACAACGUCGGCAGCGCCCUCGGCAACACCAUCUCCGGCGCCCUCUGGACGCAGGUGCUGCCCAAUGAACUGGUCAAGCAACUCGGCAAUGCAACCCUGGCGGGCGAGGUCUACGGCGACCCCUUUGGCUUCGCCAGUGCCAAUCCCGUGGGCACGCCGGAUCGCGACGCCGUCGUGCUGGCCUACAAGCACGCCCAGCGCCUGCUGUGCAUCACAGGCAUCUGCCUGACCGUACCCCUGAUUGCGUUCUCGCUCUGCAUCCGGAAUCCACUCCUGACCCGCGAGCAGACCCUGAAGAAGGCGGAGGAGAGCGAGAGCGAUCUGUCGUCGCCGGAGUGA